Molecule: messenger RNA, 832 nt
Organism: Antrostomus carolinensis (chuck-will's-widow)
Lineage: Eukaryota; Metazoa; Chordata; Aves; Caprimulgiformes; Caprimulgidae
Gene: LNP1
Product: leukemia NUP98 fusion partner 1
Exons: 4
Coding region: 95-694 (199 amino acids)
Source: RefSeq, a predicted model, not a curated record
GGAACAGUGUGAGGCUAUUGGCUUGGUGGUGGCAUCUCACCUUGCUUUUCCUUGUCUGGUUGGGAGACCCCCCCCAAGCUUGGAGCGUCUGUACAUGGAAUAUGAAGAGGAUGAUGAUAUUUCCUUUGCAAAAUGGAUGAGCAGCUUCUGGGGCCACAACUUGAUUGAUGAGAAUGAGAAAGAGGGUAGAGGCCACAAGAAACGUCAGGCACAUCUCUUUAGUGAAAGGAGAGCCUCCCUUCCGGCCAGGCUUUCCUCCCUCCAAACAGCACGACUUCAUGCUUCUGCCAAAGGCUCAUCUUCAGGCCAUCUCAAGGGCUCCAAGGAAUUUCAAGAAGACCAAGAUGCCAAAUGCCACUGCCACAGGAAGGCAAGCAGAACACCUUCAGGAGAAAGCUCAUGCUCAGAGACAAGAUCAAACUCCAUCCAGGAAUUUGCAGAGUCCUUUGAAAAGCAAUUGCAUCUCAAAAACAAACGCUCAGUUUCUUUGCAACCUGAAGGCAUGAAGGAGAGAAGAGAAAGAGAGAGACUACAUUUGAGAAAAAACAAGUCUCACAAGAAAAUGGAAGAAAAAUCAGAGCCAAGGAGAGAGCAGAAUGAAGAUGAAGGUUCAGAAGUUGCACCUGCAAACCACAACAAAGAGUUUCCAUCACAAGCAAGCACUGAGAAAAGAUAUUUAUGCUCAGGCAGCUAGAAUGUGUUGGGAUAAUGAAUUUUAACACUCUCCCUGAAGUGCAGAGGGAGCAUUCUUGUUUUGUUUUGCCUAGAAGAGACCUGUUAGCUAGAACAAACCCUGACCAGUAAAAUAAAAGUAAAAUUCAACUGCAUCAUU